AGGAAGCGAGGGAAGCGUCCUUGGAGAUGUUGUUAGUGUUGUAACUUUCACAUCUUUCUCCCCUCUGCGUAUGUAAUGUUUGUGUUAAACAACUGACAGAUAAUCGACUUUGCCACAGAGGGUAAUGAGAAAGCGAUUAAACGUUGGAAAGUAACCAUGACUGCAGCUGCUCUCAUAGGAGACCAGCUGAUCCUUGAAGAAGACUAUGAUGAGAACUAUAUACCCUCUGAACAAGAGAUCCAAGAGUACGCCAGAGAGAUUGGUAUUGAUCCCGACAGUGAGCCGGAGCUCCUGUGGCUGGCCAGGGAAGGCAUCGUUGCUCCUCUGCCUGCUGAGUGGAAGCCUUGCCAGGAUGUGACAGGAGACAUCUACUAUUUCAACUUCUCCUCGGGACAGUCCACCUGGGAUCACCCGUGUGAUGAGCACUACCGCCGUCUGGUGGCCCAGGAGCGUGAGCGCGCCCAGCUGGCUGCCGCUGCAGGAGGCACAGGGGCGAAGAAGGACAAGGAUAAGAAGAAGAAGAAAGAAAAGAAAGAGAAGAAAGAGAAGAAGAAGAAGGAGCCACUCAAGACCCCUGGAGCCCUGAGUUCACCUUUGGGACCCCUACCAUCCCCGCUGGGCAGCCUGGCUCCUCUGAGAGGUCUGGAUGCCCCUGGACCAGGCCCACUUCCUGGUUCUGUUCCGUCUCUGCGACGGUCCCUCGGCACCUCAGGAGGACUGGAGCCCUUAAAGACCUCCCUUGGGGGCCCUCAGAGCAGUGGAGUGUCUAGUGUUUGGGGCAGCAGGCAGGAGGAGAGGGUGUCUCUAGCUCUGCCUGGCUUUGAUGAUGAUGAUGACGAUGAUGAGAAAAUCUCAGAAAACGAGCUAAGUGCCCGUGAUUCAGACCAAUUAAUGAAGAACCUUCAUCUGGACCUGGAUGCCCUUGGAGGAGGCCUACAGUAUGAGGACAGUGAGGCCAGUGGUGGAGCUCCAGCUGAGGAGAGGACAGAACCAGAGUUGCAGGACUUGGCCCUAUCCGGAGACCACAGCCCUGAACCACCGUCUCAACAGGAGUCUGAUGCCGGUAAGAACACUGAGGAGGCUUCAUCCUCCAUGGAUGUGAAGCUGUCGGAGAAAGUUCUGGACAUCGACCUGUUGGGCAGUGUCAAUCCACUGGACAAUGAUGAAAAAGAGGAAAGAAAAGAAGAUGAGGAGAAUGAGGAGGAACCAAAGUCAAAGAGGGCAGAUGCUGCCAAGGGGCAUUUGCAGGCUGCUGACAAAGGCAAUGCUACAGGUCCUAAAGUUGACCGACUUGUCCUCCAUCAGUCCAGCCUUUCACCCUCCCUCUCAAGCCCAUCCCACUCAGAGCAAAGUGUGGGGCUCAACCUUAAAAGUGAUGGCGUUGGCAGGUCUCUGGGUCUGCAACGGCCUGAAACCUCCAGAGGUCGGCUGGUCCGCACUUCCAACACCCAACUAGAAGACGCUAAACCUCCUUUGCAAAACCAAGAGAGCAUACUGGAAGAAGAGGCAAGCUGGACAAUCUGGAAAGAUAGAGAGAAGAAAGAGGUGGAGGUGGAGGAGACAGAGAGGAGUCUUAGAGAGAGGAAGGAGGGGAGGGAUAGCCAGAUAAGCAAGCUUGCUCACGAGGUGGAGGAGGAAAGGGAGCAUCUGAUGAGGGAGAAGGAUGAGAGAAUGCGUGUCCUCCAGGAGGAGCUGAGGAGAGAGGAGGAGGAGGAGGAGAGGAAACUGAAGGAGGAGAGUAAGGAAAGACUGAGGGCUCUGCAGCAGUUUCUCCUGUCUAAGAGGAGCGAGGAGGAGGCCAAGCUGAAUGAGGAGUCUGACAGGAUGCUGAAGGAACUCAGACAGUCUGUGCAAGAGGAGAGGGAGCAGAAGCAACACAGACUCAGGGAGGAGAGUGAAGUCUUGCUGAAGGAGUUGCGCAUCACUCUAGAGGAAGAGCAAGUAGCGGAGCGUGAGAGACUGAAGGCCCAGAAGAGGAUGGACAUGGAACGUCUGAAGGCUGAGUCGGAAGAGGAGCUCAAAGCAGAGAAGAGGAGGCUCCAGGGAGAGUGGGAGGAGAAGCUGGACUCUCUGAAACAGGAGGUUAAAAUUACAGAGAGGAGGAGGGAGCUCAUGAGUCCAAGACCCGAGCAACAACUGGCAGAGUACCACCGAGAGCUGGCCGAUGUUCUCCAGCAAGUGCGGGAGGAAGUGCAGCGUGAUCACGAGAGGAAGCUGGAGCAGCUGAAGGAGGAUCACAGGAGAGAGAUGAACACCAUCAGAGAGAAAUACCUGGAUGAGGAGACAGACCAGAGGGAGCGCUUGCUUUCUACUCUACAGGAGGACAGAGAGCGUCUCCAGAGCUCACACACUGUCCAGCUGGAGAAACUCCGCUUGCAGCUCGACACACAGAUACAAAAGACUCAGUUGACACAUGUGCGCAAAGAAUCAGAACUGAAGGGUCUGGUGGAUCAAAUCGAGCUGAGAACCAAAGAGCUGAGGAGCCAGGAGGCCAUGCUGCAGACUAAGGCAGCAGAGCUGAAGAGGAGGAGGAAGAAGCUUGAGGAGGAAGAGGAUGAAGUAGACAGACAGAUAGAGGCCUUGCCCCGCCUCAUCCAGGAGAGAGACCAGCUAAGGGAGGAGCUGGAGAGGAUGAGAGAGGAGAAACAUCAAGCCAGAGAACUCAUCCAGAGAGCGAGGGAGGAGAGGGACAAGGCCAAGGAGCAGGAGGAGAGACUAAGGGAGGAGAGAGACAAAUCUGUGGAAGAGAGCAGGAGGGCUAAGAUGGACAAGGAGCGACUGGAGAGCAAGGUGGUGCUGCUGCAGGAGAGAUGCGACCAUCUCAGUAUUAGAGUCAGUGAGAUGGACCAGGGCGAAGGAGUGAGCACCUCCCUCAGACCAGAACCCAAACAGGAGAAGAAGAAGGCAGAGAAAGCAGAGGUGACAGCACCCUCCAGUGACAAGAUAGACUCAUCGCUACAUGUCGAAGAUCUGGAUAACUCUCCACUCUCCCCGUUACCUGACAGCCACAGCAGCGUGGACGACUUCAGACGCUACAUCUCUUCGCAUGGCGCAUCCAUCCAAAAAACCAAACUCUUCCUGGAGAGGGAGAGCAGCCGGCUGAUGGAGAGACAAGCAGCUCUGCGGGCAGCCCAGACCAACCAGGAAGCCCCUGCCCAGGAAGAAGGGGCGACUGAGGAAAUGACAAGAAACCUGCAGGAGGAGGCUAGAAAUUUGAUGGAGCUGCAGCGGACGGUUCAGAGAGGAAACACUCUCCUGCGGAGAAAAGAGGAGCAGCUCCAGCAGCUAGAGAGCUCUAUAGCUGAAGAGCCACUGUUUGAGGAUCUGUCUCGGCUGGCAGGAGAAAGGAAGGUGACCUUUGAUGUGACUGACUCUGACCUCAGCAGCUCUGUGGACCCACCUGAUGGGACAGGAGGCCAUCCCACUGUCCCAGAUAAAGUUCAGGUGUUAGCAGAGUCCUUACAACAGAUCUCAGGCCAGCUUAACACAGUCCUGAGUGCGUUAGGUUCACUGGCCCAGAGGCAGACCACCACUCCCUAUACAGUGUUCUCUCUGCCUCUGUCUCAGCCUCAGUUCACCCCAGCCCCCACCUCUUCCACCUCCACCUCUGCUACAGUCAUGCCCCAGAUACACACCUUGGGCUCCUUAGCCCCACCUCCGCCAGUGAAGCUCUCUGAGCCGUCCUGGAACUGGGCGCCCCAAGGUUCCUCUGCAGCCACCCCUCUCUUCAGCACCCCCAUCAGUAGUGGGCUGAGGGCCUCUGAGGACCUCAUUAACAGCCGAUGGAGCCAGAUAUUCCCCGGAGCAGCUAUGGACCCAAUCAUCUCCAGCACCACGAGGCCAACCUCAGCUUACUCAUCAUACACACCUGCUAGCGAACAUGGUCGUAAUCUGCGGUCCAUGCAGAAGUCAGUGGAGGUAGACGGCCAGAGGCUGCAGGGGUUGAUCGAUGGCAACAAGAGAUGGCUGGAGAUGCGCAAGAAAGACACCAGCGUACCCCUGUUUACUCGCUAUCAGGCUUCUUCAGCCAAGAGCGGCCUGGUCCAGCUGGGCUUGGAUGAUAACAACCAGAUCAGAGUCUAUCAUUACUGAGGACAUGACGCACAAUUCAGUCCUUUGUACUGCGAGCGUCACUGAGGACUUUGGAGCAUUAAUGACUGUGACGGGGCACACCUUACAGAGUCCUGUGUCCUUUUUGAUUCACUCCUUUUGAAAUUUUCAGUGCAAAGGUUUUCAGGCAAAGUCCGACCUUCUCUGCUGUGAUUGGAGGAAAAGAUGACUGCAGCCAGUAUGACAGUUCAGGGAGCAAUAUGUCACCGAGGCCUGAGGACUUUUAUCCUCCAACAUAACGUAAGAUAUGUCUUACACUUUAUUAAACCACUUACAGUGUCACGUUUACAGAUCAUAGCUCUGUGCCAGAUUUGCGUGUGCUUACUCUGAUGUCAGGUGGAAAUGGUUACUUCCUUCAGGGUUAAAUAAGCUGAGACAAUCACAGAUGUAUGUAAAAGUUCUUUUACUGACCUUUUGUCAGACGUCAUGUGACUUAUCUCUUCAUAAGUCAUGUUGAACUGCAGGCAGGACAUAACACUAAAAAACAGUGGGUUGCGUUUACUGUAUGUAUCUAUAGUUUUGUUAAUGACUUGUGUUUCAUCAGCCUUUCAAAACAGAAAUCACUGUUGUUUUUAUAAGGGUGAAGCCAGUCCACUUUUAUUUUAUGUUAAUUACAUUUAUGUUAAUUAAUUUCCAUAUUCCACAGUGGUUUGCACCAACGUAGCAUUUAGCUGUUGAUUAGUGUAGAUUUAACAUGUGCAGUCAGAGAAAGUUUUGUGCAUAUAUAUUUCUGUAAAUAAAUGAUGUAUUUUUCUAUGUAAUAUUUUAGUAAAUAUAAUUUUAUAUACAUUAA
Messenger RNA from Scatophagus argus, 4903 nucleotides. RefSeq names its product centrosomal protein of 164 kDa-like. The record is from RefSeq and is a predicted model, not a curated record. Gene Ontology annotation, molecular function: protein binding. Bases 157 to 4092 code for a protein of 1311 amino acids. The transcript is spliced from 27 exons. Lineage: Eukaryota; Metazoa; Chordata; Actinopteri; Scatophagidae.